GUGCUUUUGUGCCAGUUAUCGCCUUUUUCUUCGUGACAGGAGAUUUGAAAGUUGGGAUAUAUGGAUGAUGUUAAUAAUCUUCCUCCUGGAUUCAGAUUCCACCCAACAGAUGAAGAACUCAUCACGUAUUAUCUCUCCCACAAGGUCGCAGAUUUCAAUUUUACAUCCAAGGCUAUUGUUGAUGUGGAUCUCAACAAAUGUGAACCUUGGGACCUUCCAGCCAAGGCAUCAAUGGGGGAGAAAGAAUGGUAUUUCUUUAGCAUGAAAGAUCGAAAGUACCCAACCGGACUCCGAACCAACCGGGCCACUGAAGCAGGCUACUGGAAAACCACGGGCAAGGACAAGGAAAUUUUUCGAGCUGGUGUGCUUGUUGGCAUGAAAAAAACCCUAGUUUUCUACAGAGGAAGAGCUCCCAAGGGUGAGAAAAGCAAUUGGGUUAUGCAUGAGUACAGGCUUGAAAGCAAGCACCCUUUCAAACCAGCAAAGGAGGAAUGGGUAGUUUGUAGGGUAUUUCAAAAGACUGCAGCAGCCAAAAAGCCACAGCAAUCCUCAUCCUCACAGCCAUCCCCAGGAUCUCCAUGUGAUACAAAUUCAAUUGUGAAUGAAUUUGGAGAUGUUGAGUUUCCUAAUAUUGCCAAUUCCUCUAGUGGGUUCAGUAAUCUCACAACACAAAGCUACACCACCGAUACCAAUGGCAACCUCAACAUGAAUAUGAAUUUGAACAUGGAUUUGGCUACCCUACCGUCGUUAACAUGGCCUUCAAACUUGUUGAGCUCCAAUAUUUCCAUGAAUUCUUGGCUUCUCAAGGCCUUGCAACUUAAAGGUACUUAUAAUCAACCAAGAGAUGUUCUUAAUGGUAUGACGAACAUGGAAUUUUCAACAUUCCUACCACAAGGAAUGCCUCAAUUGGGAAGCGGUUUAGCAUCAGGUUUCCAAGCUUCUUCUUCUCCUUCUACGGCACCACAACCACAACAGGAGCAACCAUUCAAUUUGGACUCUAUCUGGUGAAUUUGUUGAGAAAACCUAACUAUUGAUCUUAAUUACCAAAUUGUACGGAGUUUCAAGGAAACAAUAUAUCUCAAUUAGUGGUGUAAUUAUGGUCCAAAAUCUUAUGUGUACGUAGUUAACAUAGAUGUGUACUGUUUGUGUCUUGUAAUUGUGCAUAAGAGGGAAGUCCCUUCUGCUUUCUCCUUGUCCUUUGUUGUUAGCUCUAGCUUACUGUCCAUGAAGCUCAAUUGUGACUAGGAAAUCUCAAAAUGGAAAAACCAAGUUGGGAUUUUGCCUUGUACUAUAUGCAAGGAAUGUUGCAGAUGAUCUUGACAGUUGUACCAACCAAGACAUUUUAAUUUCUUAUG
This is a messenger RNA of Rubroshorea leprosula, 1355 nucleotides long. NCBI's taxonomy places the organism in Eukaryota, Viridiplantae, Streptophyta, Magnoliopsida, Malvales, Dipterocarpaceae. The record is from the annotation of a GenBank genome assembly.